Trypanosoma cruzi is the source of this 1458-nucleotide messenger RNA. RefSeq names its product poly(A) polymerase, putative. The transcript has 2 exons. Bases 1 to 1458 code for a protein of 485 amino acids. Gene Ontology annotation, molecular function: RNA binding; poly(A) RNA polymerase activity. Gene Ontology annotation, cellular component: nucleus. Lineage: Eukaryota; Euglenozoa; Kinetoplastea; Trypanosomatida; Trypanosomatidae. The record is from RefSeq and is a predicted model, not a curated record.
AUGGAGUUGCUGUACGGGCCGACCAAGCCGCUUGAGGUUCCCCCGGCACAGCCACGUGACUUGGCGGAGUCCAAAAGGCUGUGCGAGACGAUGGCGACUGUGGUUGCUGACAGAGUGAGGGAGGCGAUCGACCUUAUUGAGUUGACCGCCCACCGUCUGGUGGACCAAAUAACCGCAGAGCCGGAAGAGCGGUGGGUGCGAGCCUACCCGUUCGGUUCUUGCGGUUUGGGUGCCUCCGUUGCAGAUAGCGAUCUCGAUAUUGUGCUGUUUUGUUCUUUUAAGGUAACGGCGGAGGUGUUUUUUCGCGAGUUCCCUCCGCUGCUGCAGCCUGUCGUGGGGAACGUGGUUUUGGUUCCUGCCAGGGUUCCUGUGGUGAAGUUCAGUUACAGUGGUACUUCGGUGGAUGUCGUGUUUGUUUCAGCGGCUCUGGCCGCUCCCCCCACGACAGAGCAAUUAUUAGAUGAUUCUUUCCUUCUUCAGGUCGCCCGCGACACCCGCCACAGUGUAAAUGGUUUACGCACGGUCUUGGAAGUAAAGCGGCGUCUACCGGUGGCGUAUGACGUCUUCACGACGGUACUUAAGUCCGUGAAGUUAUGGGCUAUGCGGCGAAAGGUCUAUGGAAAUCUUUAUUGUUAUCCAAGUGGCGUGGUUCUUGCCAUCAUGGUGGCUCGGAUUUGUCAGGUCAUGCCUGCGUCUCAUCCCAACGUCCUUUUGCGCUUUUUUUUCUUGUUUUAUACUCAAUGGCUGAGCCGCCAUGAUCGUAUUUCUCCAGUCUAUAUUACCACAUCUUUAGAGUCUCGGGGCCGUAUUCCAGGUCUUCCAGACUCCUGGGAUCCGCGGCGUGACGCGUGUCGUGACGAUUUGUUGCCUGUUAUAAAUCCCGCAUACCCUUAUGUCAACGACGCUCGCAACGUCGGUCGCUGCAGUUUGGAGGUGUUUUACGCGGAGUUAACAUACGCUUAUCGUCUCCUGUCCAACCUAGAGACGCCCCUAGAGGCGAUAUGGGAGCCUUAUCACAUUUUGGAUGAUUAUUCCACUUUUUUUGUGGUACAUGUUACUUGCGAGGAAGAAAAUGAAGAAAAAUUGGAGGCGGUUCUUUCCGUAUGGAGCUCCUACGUGCUGAGUAAACUUCGGAUUUUACUUUAUGCACUGGAGCGUAUUGUGGACGCUCGUCCAUAUCCCCAAAAGCUGAAUGAUGGUCCACCAAGGUCUGCACCAAAAUCCGGCCGUUUUCUUAAAGGUAGUUGUUUUAUCGUGGGGAUAAAAGAGAAAGUUGGUAGGCGUUUUCCACAGAAGAAUAUGUUUUUUGAGGCGUUUGAUGAGCUAAGGUAUGCUGUGUUGGAGGAGUGCAAUGCGACGAAGAGUGUGCGGGGAUUUGAGCGUGACGAGCGCACCAUGCACGAGCCAUGGUUUGCGCUAGUGUCCGCUGCAGAUCUUCUUCCUAUUCUAAAGGCGUAA